CCCGAAUGACAAUGACUUUUGAGGACAAGUCGAUAAUUUUCUGGCUCAACUCCCCGGUGCAAGGAAGAUCUCAACCGCAUGGGCCAGAAGAGAAGGAAGCUGCCUCAGAACCUGGCAGCGGGUCGGCCUCCGGUUCUGCAUCGACCGAAGUCAAUCUCAAGAAAGGCUACUAAGGCCAUAAUCAACAGACACCACUUGCUGCAAAAAAGGAAGCGGCAAGCUAUUGCCAAGGGCGAUAAGGCCGCGGAGGCAGCCAUUGACGCCGAGAUUGAAGCCUUGGGUGGCCUCGAGAGCUAUCAGGAAGCAAGUCUUCAAGGGCAGAGACAUGACCGCGGAGGCGACAGCUCUCGCGUGCUCAUGCAGUGGCUGGAGCCAUGUCUACUGGAAUCAGGUCGCCAGCUUCGAAUGCUGGAGGUUGGCGCGCUCAGCACGCAGAACGCCUGCUCUAAAAGCGGCCACUUUGACAUUGAGAGGAUUGAUCUGAACAGCCAGGAAGAAGGCAUCCUUCAGCAGGACUUUAUGGAGCGGCCCUUGCCACGGGAAGAGUCUGAGCAGUUCGACAUAAUAUCUCUCUCGCUGGUUCUCAACUACGUUCCGGAACCGAAAGAACGAGGAGAGAUGCUGCGCCGGACAACCCAGUUCUUACGCGCCCCUGGCCGAUAUGUCGAUACCCCUCAGCUGACAGGAAAAUUUCCGAGCCUCUUUCUUGUCUUGCCGGCUCCGUGCGUGACGAACUCUCGGUACCUCGAUGAGGAAAGACUGAGCGCCAUCAUGGCCUCGCUCGGAUAUGCGAUGGUGGCAUCGAAGACAACGCAGCGUCUGGUCUACUACCUCUGGAGAAGGGAUCGAGUUUGCAAAGGAAGUGGAGGCCCGUUCCCGAAGAAAGAGGUCCGAUCCGGAUCAAGUCGUAACAACUUCGCUGUUGUGUUGAGCUGAUCCGACCUCCAUGGGUUCCAACGCUUCCGGGCCAAGGCGAUGUGUCUUAGGGCCUAUUUUGUCUGCAUCACAGUCUGAGGGCAUGCCGUAAAGCGGUAUCCUGGAUAUAGCAAUCUGAUUUCGGCACUCCUGCUGUUGAUGCA
Chaetomium strumarium is the source of this 1079-nucleotide messenger RNA. Its product is annotated as putative methyltransferase-domain-containing protein. Gene Ontology annotation, molecular function: rRNA (adenine) methyltransferase activity. The transcript has a single exon. NCBI's taxonomy places the organism in Eukaryota, Fungi, Ascomycota, Sordariomycetes, Sordariales, Chaetomiaceae. The record is from RefSeq and is a predicted model, not a curated record. Gene Ontology annotation, cellular component: nucleolus. The coding region runs from base 79 to 936 and encodes 285 amino acids.